UGAAUGCCUCUGGUUGUGCCCUAGCCAUUCGCGACGUUCUUGGGCCUCCUACCACACUCCACCCCCGACGAGGAAGGGCCUCUGCGUCCGGCGUUCAGGCGAUCUUUCCGGCGUCAGGGAGUUACUAUCUCUUAUCUCUAUAGAUCUCCUCUCUCCUCGUCUUCGGACAAGUACUUUCUCCGGCAAGCACCUGCUUCCGGGAUCAUCCCUCGAUCAGUUUUUUUUUAAGAGGGGAAGUCGCCGGCGCCCGGUUCCCUUCUGUUGUGCCGGAAGCGGGAGCGGCAGGGACAGUUGAGUCUCUUCGGCCUCUCAUCAUAGAAUAAUUCCGAGGAAUAUCCAAGGUGUCUAGUGUAGGAAACGCUUGUAUUUAUUCACACGGGUAGAAAAUUAGGGACCGACUGGAAUCGAUUUUUGGGGCAGAAGAGGAGUGGCCAUGGAGGCCUACAAGCUCUUCGUGAGGAAGAACAGAGAGUUCGUUCACUCUCUCGAAUCCCUUGCCAACGGCAUCACAUGGCUUCUUCCGGAGCGCUUUUCCAAUUCCGAGAUCGGUCCUGAAGCAGUUUAUGCUCUUUUGGGCAUCCUCAGUACCCUGAAUCAGCACAUAAUCGAUACAACUCCGACAAAAUUGAGGCCUCCUUCGCUAGGAGAUUCAGCAUUUCCAUGGUCUUUAUCUGUGUCCAUGCUCAAAGAUGCGGAGACGGUUGUUGAAGUUGCAGCCGAGCAUUUUGUUGGCGAAAAGCACAAGUGGAAUUAUCUUGCAUUAACAGAGGCAGUAAAGGCUUUUGUUAGAUUAGCUGCUUUUCGCGAUAGUGGAUUCAAGAUUCUCUUACAAGGAGGUGAGAUAGUUAACAAUGAUGAGAGGGUUUCAGAAAACUAUAAUACAAGGCUUGGGGAUGCCAGAAUGGCUGGUGGAUCUAAUAUGCCUGGUUCUAUUCAUGAGCGUUACGGUACAAUACAGCAGAAUCUAGAAGGAAGAGCCAUAUCUGCAUUAAGCUGCUUCGGUGAGAAUGCAAAAAAGCUAUCGGAUCAAGUAUGGUUAAACAAGCUUCGCCACAGUUCACAGACUGCUGUUGCAAAGCAGACGCUUUCUACUCUUUGGUUCCAGAAGGGGCUCUCUGGUCAGUUAUAUUUGUCAGGAGAGGUUCUCUUUAUCUUGAGACCUUUGAUAUAUGUCUUGUUCAUUAGAAGGUGUGGAAUCCGGUCAUGGAAACCAUGGUUAAUUUCACUAGCCAUUGAUCUAACUGGAAUGAGCUUUCUAUCGUUCUCUACAAACUCACAGCCUAGAAAUGGUGAUAAUUAUUAUCAUCUUUCUUCUUCCGAGAAGGACGAGAUGAAAAGGAGAAAGCUUGUCUGGGCCCUGUACAUCAUGAGAGAUCCAUUCUUUAGCAAGUAUACGAAGCACCGUCUUGAAAAGACUGACAAAUACUUUAGUCAGGUUCCUUUAAUUGGGUUCCUUACAGCUAAGCUUGUAGAGCUAAUUGUUGGAGCUCAAACUCGUUACACCUAUACAUCAGCUUCUUGAGGAGGAAAAUCUCAGCAAUCAUGACUUUCUCUUUUGAGAUCCCUUAAUUGUCGAGUCAGUUAUUUAUUCUGUUACAUGAAACAUGUUUCUUCAGGGACUGCUAUGAUGGUGUUUGUGUAGGAUUUACUGGGUCUAUUUCAUUUUUGUUACAUUCGAGUUGGAAUAUCAUCUGGAUAUAUCCUAGAUUUCGAAGAUGGUACUCACACUUUAGUAUGAUUUAAAUCUCUCUUCAAAGUCGAAGGUAGCCUGAGCAAAAUAAUAGGUCGUUUAGUUCAGCUCCGUAAACUUUGUUGUAAAGUGCAGACAAAACUAUUAUUGAAAAUUCUCGAUUGUAAUAAGUUGGUUUAAGCAUUAUCUAAUUUCUCAAGUUCGAGCACA
Molecule: messenger RNA, 1900 nt
Organism: Zingiber officinale
Lineage: Eukaryota; Viridiplantae; Streptophyta; Magnoliopsida; Zingiberales; Zingiberaceae
Product: peroxisome biogenesis protein 16-like
Exons: 8
Coding region: 434-1522 (362 amino acids)
Biological process (GO): peroxisome organization
Cellular component (GO): peroxisomal membrane
Source: RefSeq, a predicted model, not a curated record